Molecule: messenger RNA, 474 nt
Organism: Diaporthe amygdali
Lineage: Eukaryota; Fungi; Ascomycota; Sordariomycetes; Diaporthales; Diaporthaceae
Exons: 1
Coding region: 1-474 (157 amino acids)
Source: RefSeq, a predicted model, not a curated record
AUGUGGAAGGAGUCAGAAGAUACCCCAGGAGAAGCAAGGGAUAUCACAAACCAAGCAGGCAGGGAAAAGUCGUCAGCACAAAUCCCUCCAUUUCUAGGAGAAAUUCCUGGUGAAACAGCUGAUUUAAACCAGGGACAGUGGUCUGGCCCAGAAAAGAGGUAUGCCAAGAUGGGAUCUAUGUUCUCGAAAAUCGCCAAGCACAUAGGUUCAGACAAGCUUGCAGGUGGUGAUAGCAUGGGGAUCAUGUCGCCAGUGGACUUUGGCAACGACUACAUGACCCCUAGACCUGACGAGAUGCCGUCCAGACCCGGCAGUACAUCCAGUAUUACCGAGAGUGCCACAAGCAACGACAACGGUCUGGAUUUAGGCCUAUUUUGGCCAUAUGUGAGUAGCGGUCAGCGACAAAGGGACACGGGAUCGGAGCACCCUCUGAGACUCCGUAGACCAGCACUUUAUGAGGAGUACUGGGCAUAG